This is a messenger RNA of Alosa sapidissima (American shad), 2921 nucleotides long. It is a transcript of the gene cdc42se1, whose product is annotated as CDC42 small effector 1. The coding region runs from base 453 to 680 and encodes 75 amino acids. The record is from RefSeq and is a predicted model, not a curated record. NCBI's taxonomy places the organism in Eukaryota, Metazoa, Chordata, Actinopteri, Clupeiformes, Clupeidae. The transcript is spliced from 6 exons. Gene Ontology annotation, molecular function: small GTPase binding. Gene Ontology annotation, biological process: regulation of Rho protein signal transduction. Gene Ontology annotation, cellular component: plasma membrane.
ACCAGUGUGCCUCAACGCCUCUGUGUGUGUAACGUUAGUUAUUCAAGUUCCCCGAAGUCUGCACAAAGAACUGUCGGAAGGGUGGAUUUUUUCCUUGUUCAGAAUCAACUUUUCAUGAAUUAUGUAACGCUAUGAUCCACGUCCUACCAGAGGUAAAACAACCUGCCAGACUUGCGGCCGAAGGGGCGUUUAAAGAAGGAUCUAGAGGACAAGUUCUUUUUUUUUGUUUUGUUUUGUUUUGUUUUGUUUUGCUUUCUUUUUUGGAGGGAUAACCAGUCAAAAGCAGCCACUGGGGAAGUAUUAAGGACCAUUCCUGGUUGAGUUGAGGCUACCGCACCAAUCUCUCCAACACGGGAGGCUCCCCAAGAACCAGCCCAGUCUCCGAGGCGUAUCCGACAACGGCCUGCAGGGUGGCGAGAGAGAGCGAGGACACGAGGCGUGGGGCGCCGGGAAUGAGUGAGUUCUGGCACAAGAUUGGCUGCUGUGUGGUGGCCAAGCCCCCGCCGAAGAAACGGCGGAGGAAGAUCGACCCCAGCAUGAUUGGGGAGCCCACAAACUUUGUCCACCUGACCCACAUAGGCUCUGGAGAGAUGGCAGAAGGAAUGCAACCGUCUGGAUCAGUGCAGGAACAGAUGAGAUCAAAAGUGCCCCAUAGCAAUGGCCGGAACAGCCUGUUAUAGCCAUCUAGUCUGCCUUGUGGAGGUUCGUUUGGCAUGUCUCUCCCCACACCAGAGCAGUUGCCUCCCGGAGACCUGACCUAACGACCUCCCCCAUGUAGCACUUGGCCCACCUGCAGAGGAAGCAUUGAUGCUGAUGCUGAUGUGCAGUUUGUCAUUCGUCACUUUCCACAAGAUCCAUUUGCUACUCAUGGCAAAAAAAAACAAGGACUGCUAGGUUUCACCUAGGACCCCCCCCCCCCCCUAUUUCUCUAUGGUCCACUUUUCAAUAUUAGAGAGACACCCUCUCUCUCUGUUUAUAUGUUUUUAUUAUUUUUUUCCUUUUUAAAGGAAGGAUUGAAAGUACCAAAAACAGACCCUUUUUUUAAAAAACAUGGUGUGAAUAUGUGGAUGUAUGUGAGAAGAAGAGUGUGUGUUUGGGGUGUAUCUUCAGUUUCUUCUGUGUGUUGAUGCACUGGCUGUGUUCACCUCAUGUUUAAUGGCUGCUGCUGCUGCCUGAAAAAAGAGCAGGCACGGGCUCAUCCACUAGCCCUUUAGCCCCAUGCUAUAUGCACAUUCAGAUCAGAUUUAACAACACAGACAGGGGUUGCCACCUUCCUAAUGUUUUAAGACUUCCUUCAAACACUUUUUUCCCUUAAUCUUAUAAAAUUUUGUCAUUUACCUUUCAAGAGAAAUGAUAUAUAAAUAUAGGCUAGGUGUUUUUUUUUUUGAUAACACGGGCUGUUCAUAUGGAUUGCCCCUUGCACUGGUGUAUCUUUUUGUCAUCUUGUCUCUGGAAUCCCAUGUCACAAAGUGCAGGAGGGUGGCUUUGUAUGUGACUGAUGGAUGCGUGUGUGUGUGUACAUUUAUCUUCACAUGAGAGAAAGUUCUAGUUCAUGCUGUGUGUGUAUGUUUGUGUAUGUGUCAUGAUGAAUGAGAAUUGAAGUUCUCUCAGUUUUCUCCCACGCAUUUAACACACAAAAAAAGUAUUGCCAAAGUAUUUGUCUAUUUAGUGUUAUUUAAUUUUACAUUUCUUGCAGAUAGAGCAGAUAUGUCUUUCUAAGCAGCAGUAUAAACGAGACUGAACACUGGAUAGUCUUCUUCAGCCAUGUGACCUUUGUUGGGGCUGUAUGGUGUCUGCACCCACUUGCGGUCUCCCCUCUCCUGUUAUACUGGCCUGAGCUACAUGCUAUGCAGGACUCUUCCUCUGAUUCAUCUUCAAACAAUGCGAAUAGUCACACAGACCCAUUUGAUGCAUCUGAUUGAGAUUUGUAUGGCACCUCUUGCCUUGAGUAACCUGGGGAAUAACUCCCAUCUGUUGGGGGGUCUGUCUUUUGAUGUGGCACCUUCUAGUGAUUUGGGCAAAUGGCACCUUUUAAUUCUUUUGCUUUUUUUUUUUUUAUUAUUAUUGAAGCACAAAUAGCAUUAAUUAGCUUAGUCAGUUGUUGUUGUCCGUUGUGAUUUACAUUGUUUUAUAAAUGACAAUUUAAUCUGAAACUGCUAUCGUCAUUAGUUGGGGUCCUUCACCACCACCACCAAGGGUUCCAUCUGAAUGGUAACAGGGGGAUGGAGCCUUGCAAAAAAUAGACUUGUUGAGGAAGCAUGGGAACAUUCCACUGGCUUGCCUAACCUUUCAUAAAUUGUCACCAUGGUGCUGUUAUAGUGCCUUCAUUUCCUACAGUCCCCAAAGUGAUUUGUGAUUGAGACAUGUUAAUGUACUGUAUAUUUCUCCAUUUUGUUGAUCUAAUUGAAUCAUUUUACUUUAGUGGUGCACAAAACUGUUGAGUAUUACUCUCGAUCAGAGGGUGAGGAUGGCUCGGGUCUGUUCGUUUCGCAGCCCAGAUCAGGCUGUAUAGGUCCCAUGUUGUUGGUUUCUUUCAUCCCAGGUUAUUUGAAUACACUGGCUUUCUGCUUAGAGACUUGGAGCAAACUUGGAGACUUAGCUGCUCUCAGUGUUUCGCACAGGCUUCGUCAGUCACUGUGAAGACCUCAGAGCAUGUAUGAGUCAGAGCAUAAUUCAGUCCAAGAGACCAAAUCAGCUUGCAGGGGGAAACUUACUGGGGUUUCGUGUUGCCAGUUAAGCCAAUGUCUAGUUUUACAACCACACAUCAGAGUAUUGGACCUGUACCUCUGUUUGUAUGCUUUAAGAGAGAUUGUAGAAUUUGUGACUGAGUGUGAGAGAGAUGGGUUAUGCCCAGUUGAGUCUGUAUUUACUUGUGGCUGUAAGCCCUGUUGGCUUUUAAAUAAUACACAUUUUUUUCCAAA